AUGCACUGGGAAUCCUAUCUGGUCCUUUUCCUGGGAGCCUGUGCCGCCGGCGUGAAUGGGAAGCCCCAGGUCGACCUGGGUUAUGCUCGCUACUGGGGUAUUCGGCUGCCUGCUGGGGUAGAUGAAUACCUUGGUAUGAGAUACGCAGCACCUCCUUUGGGUCAACAGAGGUUCCGAGCACCGCCUGAUCCAAUCAGCACAUCAUAUAUUCAGGAUGCAUUUCAGUUUGGACCAACCUGCAUCGGUGUUGGAGAAGAAAUAAGCCAAAGUGUUGGGGAAGACUGUCUGUUUAUCAACGUGUUCGCCCCAUCCAACGCAACCGCCCUCUCCAAAUUGCCAGUGUGGGUGCAUAUUCAAGGCGGCGGCUAUGCAUCCAACUCCAAUGCCAAUUUUAAUGGAACGGACGUGAUCCAGCACUCGGGAUAUGGCCUCGUCUUUGUCAACUUUAAUUACCGUGUUGGGGCCCUGGGGUUCCUAGCCAGCGAGGAGAUUCGGCGGGAGGGAGACCUAAAUUAUAUUGACAAGUUUGGAGGAGAUCCAGACCACAUUGUUGUCCAUGGUGAUUCCGCCGGUGCGGGCUCAGUGGCUCAUCAUAUGACUGGGUAUGGAGGUGGGGAGGAGGGACUCUUCACAGGUGCAGUACUAGAGCCUCCAUUCUGGCCCACAUUGCGCAAAGUUGCAGAGAUGGAGUUCCAGUACACGCGGUUUGUGGAUGAUGUCGGCUGCUCUAAUUCAUCAUCUGCGUUGGCUUGUCUUCAGUCUGCGGACCUCACUAUAAUACAAAAAGCUAACGUGCCGAGCCCAUUUCCUAAUGCUCCAUCUGAUCCAUUGCCAUUGUGGUACUUCCUGCCGGUCAUUGAUGGUGAGAUGGUGCAAGAUCAGUUGUAUCGGCUCUUUGACCAGGGCAAAACCUUGAAAAUCCCAGUACUGGUGGGCGACGAUACAAACGAGGGAUCUAUCUUUGCAUACAAUGCCACAGACUCAUCAGAUAUGUCUCGGUUUCUCCAGGCUAAUUACCCGGGGCUGUCUCCUACCAACAUGUCCACCAUCAUGGCUGCAUAUCCCCGUAUGCGUCCCGUAGCAGACCAUGGAGCCUAUUUCCUGUCCGCAUCCGCCGCCUAUGGCGACGCCACUUUUACGUGCCCCGGAAACUCCAUUGCAGCGUCAAUGGCCGAUCGGGUUUGGAACUACCGAUACAACGUUCGAGCCCCAGAGUUGAUCGAUGAAGGCCUGGGCGUGCCACAUAUAUUCGAGAUUAGCGCUAUUUUUGGUGUGGGCUUUGCUGGUGAUAGUGAGACCACAAGCUACAACGGGAUCAAUGCCAACGUCGUCGCUACUGUAAUGGACUAUUGGAUCAGUUUCGUGAAGGUGUUGGAUCCAAAUCCCCUCAGACGUGGCCACACACCACGCUGGGAACCGUGGAUGCCCGACCUGGCACAGCGGCUCAAGAUACAGAAAAAUAGUACCGCGAUGGAGCCAAUUCCAGGGCAGCAGGCGAAUCGGUGUUCUAUGUGGAGAGGACUCGCGCCGGAGAUGGAGAUCUGA
Molecule: messenger RNA, 1545 nt
Organism: Aspergillus costaricaensis CBS 115574
Lineage: Eukaryota; Fungi; Ascomycota; Eurotiomycetes; Eurotiales; Aspergillaceae
Product: putative carboxylesterase
Exons: 4
Coding region: 1-1545 (514 amino acids)
Source: RefSeq, a predicted model, not a curated record